AUGUGGCGUUUCGAGCUGUUUAUUUUACUUAAUGCGUUAUGUUAUGUUACUUGUUCAUACAUUAUCGUAGACACGCCAGUGGGAAGUGUAAGUGGAGUCAAAGCGUCUGAUGGUGAUUACUAUGCUUUUUUCGGAAUACCCUAUGGAGUCGUUAAUCGAUCUAAUUUAUUCGGAGUAGCAGAGCGGCAUCCGAAAUUCGAUGAAGUUUUUGAAGCAGUCGACGAUUCAAUAUUUUGUCCCCAGAUUCUAAACCAAAUACCUCAAGGUUCAAUUGAUUGCCUACAACUGAACAUUUUUGUACCAACAAAAGCAAAUAAUAUCCAUCGGCUGCCGGUAAUGGUACAUAUCCAUGGCGGUAGUUUCUUCGGUGGGUCCAAAUCUACCAACACCUAUGGACCAAAAUAUUUAGUACGACAUGAUGUAAUUUUAGUAGUGAUAAACUAUAGAUUAGGACCAUAUGGAUUUAUGUGCUUAGAUAUCCCUGAAGUGCCAGGCAACCAAGGACUUAAAGACCAAGUGUUAGCUUUGAGAUGGAUCAGAGAAAACAUUGAAUCAUUUGGAGGUGAUAUAACUAAAAUCACUGUAUUUGGAGUAAGCGCCGGUGGGCAUUCAAUUGAGUUUCACCUCCUAUCUGUCAAUGAAAAUCUUUUUAGCAAUGCAAUUAUACAAAGUGGGAGUGCAGAAGCGGCUACAGUUUUUACUGAUCACGAUAAAGUGGCUCCGCUAAGAAUAGCAGAAGAACUAUCUUAUAACGCCAAUUCUUUAACAGAUGCAAUUAAUUACCUUUCAACUCUAGAGCCAAAUUUAGUUAUUCAAGCAUCGAAUGAUCUAUCUAUAACUUACAAGCCUUGUACUGAACAAAUAUUUGAGGAUGUUUCUCCCUUUUUAACAAGAUAUUGGGUAAAUGCAAAUAUUCAAAAAGUCAAAGAUAUGCCGAUUAUUAUAGGAUUUUGCGAACAUGAACUUCUUAUGGCUAACAUAAAUUCCUUAAGUUCAGACUUUUCAAUAAUCAUUAUGAAUAGACUCCUGAAUAAGUUUAAUUUUAAUGACGAAAGAUUAAAUGAAUCUGUAAGUGAUAUUCAAGAUUUCUAUUUGGGUAAUGAAAAUUUGAAAUCAGCCUCUAUACCAAUUGCGGCAUUUUUUGAUUCUGAUUUUACUUACAUUUAUCCAAUACAAAGAAGUAUAAAGAAAUUCAUACAAGGAAAAUCAAAGAGUGUAUACCAAUACAUGUUCUCAUAUAAUGGUGGAAGGAAUAGUGCUAAAUUUGCUGGUAAUGUCACUGCUGGCAGCGCUGUUCACUCCGAUGAUAUUGGAUAUCUAUUUGAUGUCAAUUACUUGGCAGAGAAACAAUCUCCCGAAGAUUUAUUAAUUUUAGAUCGUGUCACGACAAUGUGGACUAACUUUGCUAAAUAUGGAGACCCCUCACCUGAAAUCACAGAUCUGUUGACUACAGAAUGGUUACCGAUUUCAAACGAAUCAGAGUAUUUUCACAUAGACUCCACAUUAAAAAUGGAAGAAAGACCUCUACGAGACAGAAUGGAUUUCUGGGAUGACUUCUAUAUCAAAAAUUAUAUGUUCCUAAAAGGUUAUAAUGAAGAAUAA
Messenger RNA from Chilo suppressalis (striped riceborer), 1602 nucleotides. The record is from the annotation of a GenBank genome assembly. NCBI's taxonomy places the organism in Eukaryota, Metazoa, Arthropoda, Insecta, Lepidoptera, Crambidae.